UCUGCCACGUCGUGGUGCGGUAAAGAUGCUUGCUAGGGCAAAGAAAGCGCUGCGAGCCAAACCCCGCGGCUCCUCGUCCUCCCGUCGCCCUCGAACCCCAGAACGACGUCGACCUCGAAAGGCCGCCAUCCCCUUCCUCGCCGAGCUCAAAUCCAUCUCCGACCCCGCCGCCGCCCUCCGCCACCUCCUCUCCGCCUCCCCCCGCUUCCACGACUACCCGGCCUGCGCCGCCCUCGUCUACCGCCUCGCCCGCGCCCGCCUCUUCUCCCACCUCGACUCCCUCCUCCAUUUCCUCCGAUCCCAACAAAUCACCUGCAAAGAACCCCUCUUCAACUCCCUCAUCCACCAUUUCGGUAGAGCCCGCCUCCCCGACCGAGCCCUCCGCCUCUUCCUAGACCUCCCCUCCUUCAACUGCCCCUCCGCCCCCUCCCUCCAGACCUUCAAUUUCCUUCUCAAUUCCCUCGUCGAUAAUGACCGCCUCGAAGAUGCCCGGGGAUUGCUCGACCGGUGCUCCCACUUCCACGUAUGCCCGAAUACCGUCUCUUACAACAUAAUUCUCAAGGGUAGCUGCUGCGAAAAGGAUGGACUCCAAGAAGCCCGUCGAGUGUUCGACGAAAUGGUCAAGAGAGGGGUGAGACCGUCGGUUGUCACUUACAAUAUACUCAUUGGGUUUCUGACCAGGAAUGGGGACGUGAACAUGGGUUUGAGAUUGAAAGAGGAGAUGAGUGAGAAGGGGAUGCACGCGAAUGCGGUCACCUAUGCAUUGCUCAUGGAAGGAUUGUGCUUGGAGGGGAAGUAUGAUGCUGCGAAGAAGAUGAUGCUCGACAUGGAGUACCAGGGUUGCAAGACUAAGGUCGUGAAUUAUGGGGUUUUGAUGAGCGAUCGCGCAAGGAGAGGAGAUUUCCAAGGAGUAGAAGAGUUGCUCGCCGAGAUGAAGAGGAGGAAGAUCAAACCGGACGUUGCGAUCUAUAACAUUUCGAUCGGCUACUUGUGUGUCGAAGGGAGAGUCGAUGAGGCUUAUAAGGUAUUGGUGGACAUGCAGAUGAAAGGAUGCGAGCCCGGUGCGGCGACGUAUCGGAUGAUGCUUGAUGGGUUUUGUAGGGUGAAGGAGUUCGAGAAGGCGCUGCGAGUUCUAAGCGCGAUGCUGGCGAGCAGGCAUUGCCCGAGGGCGCAGAGCUUCAGGUGCUUGGUAAUGGGGCUCUGCGAGGGUGGGAGGGUGGAGGAUGUUUGUUUUGUUUUGGAGGAGAUGGGGAAGAGGAAGGUGGGGUUGGAUGGGGAAGGAUGGUGUGUUUUGGUUGAGGCUGUCUGUGGGAGGCGUGGGAGUGGGAAAGAGCUUUUAAAUGAGUUAACCUGUGAAAAGUUUGUGCAGAAUUGGGAGGGAGAAGUGUAGGUAUAUAUUUAUAGACUUUGAAUAAUCUUUGAUCUUUUUUGAUUAUUUAGAAGAUCUUUUCUCUAGGAUUAUAUGACUAGCCUAGUAUUAAUUUUGACUGCUUUAUCAAUUUAUGAAUGCCCACAGAGCAUCUGAUGAGAAUGAAUACAUAUAUAGAUUCCUUUCCUCCGCUUCUCCUCCCAACUCCUCUCCUCAGGUCAAUGCUGCCUUCUCUGGCCUCUUGGUAGGCCGCCGGCGACGAUUCCCUUCUCGCCUUGAGCUACCUACCUGUUUUUGGAUCUUUGACAGCAGAACUGCUAUAAAUUUUUUAUCCUACUAGGUUCGGGUUGUAUCUUUUGUACGAAAGAAUGAAUGAUCUUUCUCUUCUCAAA
This is a messenger RNA of Phoenix dactylifera (date palm), 1761 nucleotides long. Lineage: Eukaryota; Viridiplantae; Streptophyta; Magnoliopsida; Arecales; Arecaceae. The record is from RefSeq and is a predicted model, not a curated record.